Messenger RNA from Spodoptera littoralis (African cotton leafworm), 3083 nucleotides. The record is from the annotation of a GenBank genome assembly. NCBI's taxonomy places the organism in Eukaryota, Metazoa, Arthropoda, Insecta, Lepidoptera, Noctuidae.
AUGAACAGUAUUAGUAGUGUAUGUUUGAGUUUAUUUAUUGUAGUGGCUUUGUUUAAUGUGAAAGUGUGUUUAUCGCAGUACAGUAAACCAUGGAGAGACAUUUACGAAAAUAACAAGUGCCCCAAAUUAUAUCCAAAGAAUUUUUUGAAUUACAUGCCAGUUGGUAAUCUAACAGCUGGAAACUACACAGAGAAACCAGGUCUAAAGGGCCUAAAGCAAUGUGUGAUGGAGUGCUGCAUGUCCGAGUCCUGCAAUAUAGUGUUCAUAUAUGACCAGCGGUGUUUCCAUGUAGAGUGUGUCAGUGACGAACUGUGUCUACCUCUUCAAAGGACAGGAAGUCGAAAAUGGGAGGCCUCACAUGUCUCUAUGAUACUUGUAAAACCAGUUUUACCGAAUGAGAAUUGGUCAGACAUAUUAGACCAGUCAAGCUACAGACAGGUUAACAAUAAUUUUUCUCCUGAAGAAGAGUCAGUGUACUCUCCGUACUCAAUAAACCGCAAUGACCUACUCAACGGUGAUGAAGCCUCAACAUUUUUAUCACGUUUCCUCAACAACUUGCCUACAAUGGAUGAGGAUGAACCAAGGAACUUUGACAAGUACCGAGAUAACAAUGAUAGUGACAUGAUAAUGGAUACAAAUAAUUUUCUAGAAAAGAUACCGUGUGAAGUAGAUGCCGGCGAUUGCCCUUUCAACUCUGUGUGCAUACCACUAGGUUUGAAACUACGCAAUGGCAUUUGCAAAUGUGUACCUGGUACAGAAGAAAAUGCGCAGGGUGCAUGCGUUCAAAUGAUCAGACCUUUUUCCAAAGGCCCUACAAUACCAGUUGAUUCUAUAAAGAAAAAUGAUGAAACCGAUCCAAAAAAUGAUAUUCUUAAAACUGAAACUACUUCUCAGAAAAGUAUUCAAACUUUGACUGUUUCUAUCUUGUCCAAACAGGUACAACUGCCAGACAAUGAAGUGACCUUGGCAGCAUAUACUAUUCCCGAUGAGAAAGCAACAAUGAGCCAUUACAACUAUGUAUGGACACUAGUAGAUCAACCAAAAGGAGGUUUUACAGGUAACAUGAAUCAAAACGGUGCAAAAGUGACGCUAACGGAUCUAACAGAAGGGCAAUACCGAUUCAAAGUGACAGUUAAUGGAACUAAUUCGUAUGGGGAAGGAUUUGCAAAUGUUACCGUAUUACCACCACAUCGCGUCAACACGCCGCCACAAGUUGUCAUAACACCUCAAAGUCAAACUGUGAAACUUCCUAAUACUGUUGCUGUACUUGAUGGGAGUGCUAGUAAGGAUGACGACGCAAUAAUUUCCUGGCACUGGGACUUGACAUCUGGGCCCAUUGGCUACCAACCUCCUUUGCAAGAUGGGCCUACGUUAGUGCUAAAUGAUUUGAAGCAACCUGGAAACUAUACGUUUAAACUGACAGUUGAAGAUUCAGAUCAUGUUAAGAAUUCUACCACAGCUAAUAUAACUGUGUUGAAUCACACUGAUUAUCCGCCUGAAGCUAAUGCUGGUCAAGACGUAAUUAUAUACUUGCCGAACAAUAACUUGACGUUAAACGGGAGCCUCUCGACUGACGACCAUGAAAUCACCUCCUGGGAGUGGACCAAAUCUGCUGAAGAUGAAAACAAAGCGGUCGACAUGCAAAAUACACACUCACCUUAUUUACAAUUAUCAAAUCUAUCGGAAGGCGUAUACACGUUCGUGUUGAAAGUGACGGAUUCUUCAGGCCAGUCCUCCACUGCAGAUGUUCAUGUCUUCGUCAAACCACCGACCAACACUCCGCCCGUAGCUGAAGCCAGAGCAGAAUCUUUCAUAUCACUACCUCAAACUUGGAUCAUCCUGAACGGUUCGACAUCGCACGAUGACCAUAGGAUUGUCGCGUACACCUGGCGUUGUCUCUCCGGUCCUACUAACUCUAACAUUAUCAACUUUAACGAGUCAGUCGCGAAUGCCACCGCACUCACUAAAGGACAAUACGUCUUCUCCUUGACCGUACUCGACGAUAACGGGAACUCUGCAUCUGAUAAUGUCACCGUCACCGUCACGCAAAAUAAAAACAGUCCUCCAAAAGCAGAUGCAGGCGGUGACUUAGUGCUAAACUUGCCAAUAUCGGUUUUGAUACUGAAUGGAUCAAAGUCCUCAGAUGAUUUCCGCAUAGUGUCGUGGAAAUGGAGUCGUUCACCAUCUGGCCUCGCUGCCGGCACUGUUAUCCUGAAUUCUGAUACACAACCCGUGUUAAUGCUAACAAACAUAGAGGCAGGGAGAUACGUAUACGAACUAACAGUAACGGAUGACCAAGGAGAAUCAGACAAAGACACAGUGAGUGUCCAAGUAAAACCUGAUCCUUUGGAAAUGAACCUUAUGGAGUUAACCAUGAACAUUCCAAUAUCAGCCUUCACACAGAGUCAAUUAGACUCAUUAGUGCAAAAGAUGACCUUACUUCUCAAGGACGAUAUUAGAGUUAACGUUACCGAAGUUCAUGGACAAAUUGAUUCUGGAAAUGCGCAGCUGAUCUUCUUCCUAUCUGAACAGGGUAAAGCAGUAGAAGGUAUCCGCGCUCUAUCGCUGGUCCGCGGCACGUCGGGUGCGUGGGGGGCGUGGGGCGGCGGGCGCGUGCGCUCGCUGCGCUGUCUGAGCGCGUGCUCGGGCCGCGGCGUCUGCGACCACGCCACCAGGACGUGUCGCUGCGACGCCUUCUGGAUGCAGAGUCUACUCUCGCAGCUUGAUCCUGAUGCGCAACCUGAUUGUGAAUGGUCAGUAGUAUACGCGAGCCUGGGCGGCGUGGCGGCGCUGUGCGGCGCGGGCGCGGGCGGGUGGGCGGUGGCGCGCGCGCUGCGCCGCCUGUGCGCGCCACGCAAGCCGCGCGCGCGCCCCAAGUACAGGCUGCUACCGCUCGCAGACCACGAGGAGAAACCAUUUACAAGUAAAGACUUAUCAGAAGUGAAACGGAUUCGGACGUGUUGUUCGAAACUAAAAGCAAGACGACAUCGUUUGGCACCCGCGUCAUGAACGGUGAGGCGUCGCAGGGCAAUGGCUGGAAGAAGAACGGCCAUUACAAGAGUUCCCGUAAAGUGAAGACGUAG